AUGGGUGAUUCAACUCUAUUGAAUGAUGACCAGGAUCCCUUAUUAGGAAUGGAUGGGUGUAAAGAAAAUCCAAGACCCAGAAGCAUAACUUUAACAUCAGAAGACAACAAGAGGAAUCUGCUUGCAUUUUGGAUAUUUGGUUUAUGUAAUAAUUUUGCAUAUGUUAUUAUGCUCAGUGCUGCCCAUGAUAUUCUCCGUGAAGAAAGGGGUGAACAAAAUAAGACUCACACUGUUAACACAACGUCGAACAGCACAAUCCUUGUGUGUAAUCGUAUUGGAACUGGUGCUAUUUUACUAGCAGACAUUCUGCCAGCAUUUCUUAUUAAAUUGUCUGCACCACUUUACAUCCAAAGAUUAUCAUACAAUUUAAAAAUCACUAUCAUCAUUGUUACCACAUCUAUCAGCUUCAUUCUUGUUGCCACAGCAGACACAAUAUGGCUAAGUAUCUUAGGAGUCUGCUAUGCUAGUUUCAGUUCUGGCUUUGGAGAAGUUACAUUCCUAAGUCUCACCUCAUUUUUCAAUAAGAAUGUUGUAUCUACAUGGUCUUCAGGUACAGGAGGAGCUGGCGUAUUUGGUGCAUUAUCCUAUGCUGGCCUUACACAAAUUGGAAUCACUCCAAGAAAUGCUGUCUUAAUGAUGCUUAUCAUUCCAGUUAUAUUUGCAUUCAGUUAUUUCAUAUUACUUAAAAAGCCUCCUGUGCUUCAAUCAAUUGGAGCAACUCUUACCCAACAUACACAGUUCAAUUCAAAUCCACCACGACUUAUUCUUUCUCCAAAAGAGAAACUGCUCAGAAUUGUGGUAUCUGAAUAUUAUAUCAAUCAAGCUUUGUUUGAAUUAUUAUAUUUUAAUGGCUUUUGGCUGACUCCUUUUGAUCAGUAUCGUUGGUUACAAGUUGACUACCAGAUUGGUGUGUUUAUAGCAAGGUCCUCUGUGAAUUUAUAUCACAUCAAAAAGCUUUGGAUACCUGCUUUCUUACAAUUUGGUGUGCUUGCUUUAUUACAGUGCCAAGUUCUGUAUCAUUUCUUGCCUAGUUUCUGGGUUGUACUUGGUAUUGUGAUAUUUGAAGGACUUCAAGGAGGCCUGGCUUAUGUGAACACAUUUUAUCGGCUGUCUUCAGAGAUUGCAUCAGAAUAUCUUGAAUUCAGUAUGGGAGUGACAUCAGUUGCAGACUCAUCUGGCAUUGUUAUUGCUGGCCUCCUCUCGAUUCCUGCUCAUAAUAAACUAUGUGACAUGCAUAUUCAUUUAUGA
Messenger RNA from Acanthosepion pharaonis, 1248 nucleotides. Lineage: Eukaryota; Metazoa; Mollusca; Cephalopoda; Sepiida; Sepiidae. The record is from the annotation of a GenBank genome assembly.